AUGUUUCUUAUCAUAGAUCCAUGUGCAUUUAAACCUGUGUGUUCUGUGAAGAACCAGACUACAGAUGACGUCAGAGACGUGGUAUAAAAGCAGAGGAGACACAGACACACUCAGAACCUCAGAUCUGCUGCCCUCCUCAGACACAGGCACUGAGCAUGCUGUGGACUCUCUUGUUCAGCUGCAGCUUUUAUCUGCACAGUGCUCUGGUUUCUGCUCAAGGAAUAUCCAGAGAUGGAGAGAUUAUCAAACAGAUUAAAGGCACAAACCAGGAGCUUGCUGAAAUCAAAGAACUACUGAAGCAACAGAUACAGGAAAUUGUUUUCCUGAAGAACACGGUUAUGGAGUGUGAAGCCUGUGGCAUGCGACCAGUAGAUCCACAGCCUUUAUGUGAUCCGAACCCCUGCCACGCUGGUGUGGAAUGCAUUAUGACACCCAGUGGCAUCAAGUGUGGCCCAUGCCCGGUGGGCAUGACAGGAAAUGGAACUCACUGUACUGAUGUUGAUGAGUGUGCUGUAAUGCCAUGUCACAUGGGGGUGAGAUGCAUUAACACAUCACCUGGUUUUCGCUGUGGCCCCUGUCCAGCUGGGUACAUUGGCCCCCAGGUGCAGGGGGUCGGACUUGCCUAUGCAUCUGCCAAUAAGCAGGUCUGCACAGACAAUAAUGAGUGUGAAAACUCAAAUGGAGGCUGCGUGGAGAACUCCAACUGCAUCAACACACCAGGCUCUUUUCGUUGUGGUAGCUGUAAGACUGGUUUUGUUGGGGAUCAGGCGAAAGGCUGCAAACCUGAGCGGGCUUGUGGUAAUGGUCAGCCCAAUCCUUGCCAUGCCAGCGCAGAAUGCAUUGUUCACCGUGAUGGACAGAUUGAAUGUGCAUGUGGAGUUGGGUGGGCUGGGAAUGGAUACUUCUGUGGAAUAGACACUGAUAUUGAUGGCUUUCCUGAUGAAAAGUUGGAAUGUGCGGAAAGAAACUGUGCAAAGGACAAUUGCCUCACUGUUCCAAACUCCGGCCAAGAAGAUGCAGACAAAGAUAACAUCGGUGAUGCAUGUGAUGAUGAUGCAGAUGGAGAUGGGAUCCUAAACACAGAGGACAACUGUGUGCUCGUCCCCAAUGUCAAUCAGAAGAAUAUUGAUCAGGAUGAUUAUGGAGACGCUUGUGAUAAUUGCCGUCUGAUGAAAAACAAUGACCAGAAGGACACAGAUGGUGAUGGUCAGGGUGAUGAAUGUGAUGAUGACAUUGACGGGGAUGGAAUAAAAAAUGAUGAGGAUAACUGCAAAAAGGUGCCAAACCGUGACCAGAAAGAUAGAGAUGGUGAUAAUGUUGGUGACGCUUGUGACAGCUGUCCCUAUGUCCGCAACCCUGAUCAGACGGAUGUGGAUAAUGAUUUAAUUGGCGAUCCUUGUGACACCAACAAAGACAGUGAUGGAGAUGGACAUCAGGACACUCGAGACAACUGUCCUGCAGUUAUCAACAGCUCCCAGCUAGACACAGACAAGGAUGGCAUUGGAGAUGAAUGUGAUGAUGAUGAUGACAACGAUGGCAUUCCUGAUCUCCUUCCACCUGGUCCAGACAACUGUCGUCUGAUUCCAAACCCACUGCAGGAGGACUUUGAUGGUGAUGGGAUUGGCAACGUUUGUGAGAAUGACUUUGACAAUGACACAUAUAGCGACAGCAUUGACGUUUGUCCUGAGAAUGCUGAGGUCACUCUCACCGACUUCAGAACCUAUCAGACUGUAGUUCUAGAUCCAGAGGGUGAUGCGCAAAUCGAUCCAAACUGGGUGGUGCUUAAUCAGGGAAGAGAGAUUGUUCAGACCAUGAACAGUGACCCUGGACUCGCUGUAGGCUACACAGCAUUUAAUGGUGUGGACUUCGAAGGGACGUUUCAUGUGAAUACUGAGACAGAUGAUGACUAUGCAGGCUUUAUCUUUGGCUAUCAGGACAGCUCGAGCUUCUACGUGGUAAUGUGGAAGCAAAUCGAGCAGAUUUACUGGCAAGCCAACCCUUUCCGAGCUGUAGCUGAGCCUGGUAUCCAACUAAAGGCAGUGAAAUCAGACACAGGGCCUGGAGAGAACUUGCGGAAUUCACUCUGGCACACAGGUGACUCAACUAACCAGGUGAAACUCUUGUGGAAAGAUUCCAGGAAUGUUGGCUGGAAAGACAAGACUUCUUAUCGCUGGUUCCUGCAGCACAGACCCCAAGAAGGAUAUAUUAGGGUUCGGUUCUAUGAAGGUCAGCAGAUGGUGGCAGACACAGGAAUUAUUAUUGACACAACCAUGAGAGGAGGCAGACUGGGAGUUUUCUGCUUCUCCCAGGAGAACAUCAUCUGGGCCAAUCUGCGCUACAGAUGCAACGAUACAAUCCCAGAGGACUUUGAGACAUUCAGAGCCCAGCAAAUCCAGCUUUUUUAGACCCAAACUCAACAUCAGAGUUCUUUUUUACAAGGUUAAUGUGUGUUUGAGUUGUAUAUUUCUGUCAUGUGUGUUAUAUUUUAUACUCAAUUUUUUAUACUUUAUGAACAGUAGACAAGCCUUCUUGAUGACUCUGAUUAGCACUGAGGUCACAAACACCAGAAUUUAAAUAUAUAUAUGUAUUUUAAAAACACGUACAGAAAUACAGGUUACAAAAUAUAAAUGAUAUAACAAGAAGGCUCUGAUAUAUGCAGCUGAGACAUCAUGCACAUCCAUAUUUAGCAUUUUUUUUUUUUUCUGAGAAAGGAAAAGGACCAGCAAACGACAAAGACGAAAUCAGUUCCUUCUACAAUCAGUUACCACAAAUAGGAGACAAAGAUGACCACACCAGCACAGCGACUAUAGAAAUGGGCAUCUGGAUAGAUCCAACCCAAUGAAAGCUCUAGACAACCACAAAUUAUAUGUCCUAAUAUACCGUUAAUUCCAAUAAAGAGCGAGCGCUGUUUAUGCUCACAAAAUGAAAGAUCACAAAGAUUUGACGCGCAUUCUGUAAUCUAACACUCUCACGAGUGGCUUGUUUACAAUGUCUUUUAAUACUUCUUAACCUGCCUUAAGUGAAAUGACAGUUGACGAAAUAAAAAAUAUAUCAUCUUUACAGAAAGAAAUCAAUGUAGAUGGCACUUAGUUUAUGCUAAUGUUAUGAAAGGGGAAGGGUUGUUAUACUGGUCAGCGCUAUCCUAUGGGUCACUAUCAUUAUGUUUAUCAAGAAGUACAUCCCAUCUAGUCAACUUUUUAGUCUUAAUGGUACGGACAUGGUAAUCAUGGUAACUAACUGCUCAGCAGUUCUAUUAAGGCUUAAAGGGGAAUUUACGCUAAAGGGGGUUUGCGCUCACACAAAUAAUCAGGACACAAAUUAACAAGUCCAACAUACACAGAAGUGCUGUCAGCUAAAACUGCUCCAAUAAAAUGCCCCAAACAGGCAGUUUGGCUGCAUGCUGCAUGUGCAUCAACAACAGCUUAUUUGACCAAUAAACACAUGCAGUCUGCCCACAUCUCCUAAUGUUUAACAUGGUAAAGCAACAAACAGACUGAGCCCUUUUUUCGGUUUGCAUUGGGAAGUCACAUAUACGCUUCCAGAAUUGUUUUCCCUCUGAAUGAUCAGUGCAAUACAGAGAACACCUUCACAAUAAACUGGGGGAAAAUGCAUGUACAGGGUUGAACAGUCGGCAUUCUCAGAAGAUAAAACAGUCCAAGUUUCAUGAGCAAAGCCAUGGCUGAAGCGCCGAGGAGCAUCAGCCAGAAGAUUUUGAAGAAAUGCACAUAUAUCAGUAUGAAAGCUGCCAUGUCUUCCAGAUUUCUGACAGGAUUUCAAACGGAAACUCAAGAUGCAAGGGCUGAGCAAAUCGACAGGGAGUGGGAAUGACCCAACUGAAGAUAUCAAACAUGCUACAACUGUGAUGAACAGAAAAAUGCUACUGUGACCCAUCAUCCCCCCCCAAAAAAGGCAACAUAACAGAUCAGAAAAGAACAAUAGUGCUUUGGUCAAGCAUUGCCAAGCAGGUCAUUUGGUCAUCAUAACACGGAGCCCCAUAAAUACAUUCUGUUUCUAAACAUGAUCAUAGACAUGGUUAUCAGUGAUAAACCAGUAAAAUGACACCACUAGCAUUAACUAAUACAUGCACUGUGUCUCUGGGGUCUAUAUUGUUUUAUGUGCAGUGAAUCUUUUCACUGGAAUCAGCCAAGCUAAUGAAGACCUCGUUCUCUAUAGGUAUUUUCUCGUUUUGACAUGCACUCGCCAUAUUCUUGUGAUAAGCUUUAUGUACACUAUUUUCAGGAAAAAAGCGUCCGAGACAAACACGUUCAUGGUAAACAUGUGAAAACGAUAGAAGAAAUAUUCUGAAUGGCACAGUUUGAGGAAUAAAAAAACUUAAGUGAGUAUUGCAGUUUUUGUUACGUCUAAUAAACUAGAGUUUAUCCACCAUCUGAGGCAAUCCUUACUUCUCAGCCCUUCAUAUUUCAAAUGAAAAUAUUCCAGAUUGUUAGUUGAUUAACGCUUUUAGUUUGCAUAGGAAUCACAAAUGGGAUUUGCACAGUUUUAAGAGUUAUUUCCUUGAAGGAUACAAAUGUAUCUGGCCAAAAAGGACUAAACUUCAGCAGGUAAUUUAUCCACAGUAGCAUAAAAUUAAUGUUUUUAGACUGACAAAUUAGAUACAGUGGGACCCAAAAGCCUGAAAAUGGAUAAUUUCUUUAAAUAAUUAAAAAAAUCUAUAUCAUCCGCAUAACAGUUUGACUAAAAAAAUAUCAAAUCUCUCAGAAUUUCUGGUAACACUUUACAGUAAGUUUCCAUUUGUUAACAGUUAACAUAAACUAACAAUGAAAAGUACUUCAUGUUAAUUAAAAUGUUGUAUCUGUUAAUAUUUAAUUAAAAUAUUUAAUAAUCAGCUGACAUGAACUAACAAUGAACAGCUGAAUUUUAAGUAACUUUAACAAAGAUUAAUAAAUACUGCAACAACUGUAUUACUCAAUGUUAGUUAAUGCAUUAACAAACAUUAACUAAUGAGACCUUACUGUAAAUUGUUGCCAAAUAAGUAUUUAUUAAUCUUUGUUAACACUAAUUCUUAAAAAUACAACUGGCUCAGAUACAAAUUUUUUUUAAUUUAACUUUUCUUUGUUUGAGAUUCAUUUUUAAAAUCGUACAACUUUCCAGGUUUGAUUGAAAAAAGGGGUGUUUUUUUUAGACCCCACUGCAUAUAGAGAUCAAAACUGUCACUGAAUUGUAAAUGAGUGAUUCCUUAAUUCCUUCUUAUAGCACAGAGGUUUUCAACCUUGCUCCUGGGGACCCACUGUUUAUUUCCAACCUGCUUCAGCACACCUGCCUGUGUGUUUUCGAGCGAUCCCAAAGAGCUCGACUAGCUUUGAUCAGGGAUGGAACUCAACUCUGCAGGACAGCAGGGUUAAAGACCUCUGCUAUAGCACACAGGGCAAAAAACAUCACUUGAUCAAGCUGCGACAGGGCUCGAACAUACAUGUGGGAAUGAAAGCACAGCACAGAAUAAGGAGCAUUACUCUCCCCCUGCCUGAUGAAUGACAUCAUCUUCACACAGAACCUUGAGUUAUGUUUGGCAGUACAAGUACAAACUAUACAGCAUUCAAUACUAAACAAAAUGGCAUUAGUAAAACGAGAAUAUUGAGAGGAAAACACUUCGGAGACGAUUAGAAAAACACGUCGACAGUUAAAAACAGCAUUUUGUUCAUAUAAGGCAAAACCAGGUCCUCUCACAGUGAAGUGUUCAGCAGGAUUCUGCAGCAGCUCUUGGGUCACGUUUACUGACCACUGUUGAAGUGUACAUUACAGCGAUAACAGUAAUCGAAUCUUCAAUUUGAGUAACAUAUGCAAAACAUACAGAAAGUCACAUGACAGUCCACAAAAACACCAAAAUAUGGGUUAUAUUUCUAUCGAGAGACUGCUGUCCUUUUGCUAGAAAAUUUCAUGAAUUACAGGCAAACAUUAAAAAACCAGAAUGAUAACACCAAUUGUGACAUCUUGAGAUGUUUGGAUGUUACAUGAUGUUAGCAAAUUGAAAUGCCAUGGAAGCCAUUUUGUAAAAGCAAACUUUAUGCCUUCCAGUGUACAAUGAGCAACGCUCCCUUCAACCCUCAAUACACAAUCUGGGGGAGUAGUGCUCCUUACAGAAAUAUGAUUCAAUUUUAUAUAUAUAUAUGUAUAUAUAUAUAUAUAUAUAUGUAUAUAUAUAUAUAUA
Molecule: messenger RNA, 6166 nt
Organism: Ctenopharyngodon idella (grass carp)
Lineage: Eukaryota; Metazoa; Chordata; Actinopteri; Cypriniformes; Xenocyprididae
Gene: comp
Product: cartilage oligomeric matrix protein
Exons: 20
Coding region: 156-2405 (749 amino acids)
Biological process (GO): cell adhesion
Cellular component (GO): extracellular region
Molecular function (GO): calcium ion binding
Source: RefSeq, a predicted model, not a curated record